CGAGAAGCAAGUAGGGUUCUAGCGCGGUUUUUAAUAGAUGACUGUGUAAUGCAUUCGAAGCGUUGCUCUACUAACUUCUAGUCUCGAUAAUCAGUUUGUCUUAUUCUGAUGCAUGUGUUGUUUCGGAUUGUUGUUGAUUGAUUUUUCUAAUAAAUAUAGUCUCACACUCCUCCAGCUCAUAAGGUACCUUCAGGGUUAUCGCAAACUUACCGAUAUCUGAAGUUAAAAUUGUCUGUGGCUUCUUUGGACUUUGAAGUCGCAGAGGAUCCACUCUUAUUAGGCAAAGUUAACCGAGUUUCUUUUAUUUCAUGUACAAUCAUCGCUAUUUUUGAGCCAGUAAUUAUUAAGAAGUUCUGAUAUUCAGCGAAGCUUUGUAAUUCCUCCGUUACAUGUCCCGGCACAGAAAUAUACGAACGUUGUGCGAUGAUGAUGUUGAUACAUAUGAUGAAGCCUUCGCUAGUUCAGUUGAUGAUGACUAUACAAUAUCCCCGAGCACCUCAGAACGAUACAUAUAUAAUCGUGACUAUGUAUUCGAGCAGGAUAUUUCAUUGAUCAAUCCCAAACCAUUAAGCUUCACAGCAGAAGAUUUCCCAGCAAACGAAACCAAGAACUUAAAACCAGAUUCUCCUGCAGAUGUAUCUGGAAGAAUACAGUCUUGCCAAGCAUUUGACUUCUCCCAACCAAAAACCAACGCAGUUACGGGUCAAAAUAAUGGUGUGUGUGGCUCUGAUGAAGUGUUUGACAACAGUGAUCUUUUUGACUCAAUAGGUAGUUUUAAACCUCUAAACACGAGUGUCAUUGGGAAAAAUAAGCUAGUUAACAACACAGUUUCUGUAAAUAAAUCAAGAUUAGAGGAGUUGGAUUUUGAAUUGCUUGACCUCUUAACUUCACAACCCUCUUCAACUCAACAGUCGUUACAAAAGCCUUCUAAAACCACUGAUAUUGUACAAGAUACCACAGUCUGCUUCCGAUCAAAUCCAACUAAUCUUCAUUUGCUGUCAAAAACAACGCAGCUUUUUAGCUCAAAUUGUAGUGUUUCGAAGUUAGCUGGUAAUACAACUUGUGAUAUUCCAGUACAAAAAGCUAACAGUACUGGAGCUCUCACGGGAUAUAAAACCCCUAGUUUCCUUGGUUUGUUGCUAUCAUCGUAUACCGCUGAUAAAUCAAAAGGAUUUGAUGGAAUGCUAUCAAGGUUUUCACAUAUUCUCGUUCGCACCCGCUCCCCCUUUUAUAACUGUCUGUUCAUACCACGUACCGUCUCUGGAUUUGUUUUUGAUAUCCCGGAACCCAAAACUUUCGAACGUUAUAGUUCAAAAGUAGCCAACGUAGCGACCAAACCUUGCAGUCAAAGAAAAGUCACACCACAUGCUCAAACAACUCAAACACGUUCUACAGAAGGCGCUGAUCAUGCUGAUACUUCAUUAUUAAAUAUAUCCCUUUCUCAGAAAUUGACAAUCUCUAGUCAUUUUGACGAACGUUCUAACUUACGUACUCCAGGCGAUAAUACGGCAACUCCUAGCAAACCCAUCGACCGGCAUUCUUUGGUGAAUGAAUAUUCCAAACUGCAUAAAGAGUCAGCUGAAAAAGAGAUAAUCAAUCUCAUUGUUAUGGGACAUGUGGACGCUGGUAAAAGUACCCUAAUGGGAAAUCUACUAUAUUUAUUAGGGCAUGUUUCUAGUAAGCAAUUAGCUAAAUAUCAAUGGGAUGCACAAAAACUUGGCAAAGCGUCAUUCGCAUAUGCAUGGAUUUUAGACCAAACUUCUGAGGAAAGAAAUCGUGGUGUUACAAUGGAUAUUGCACAAACUUCAUUUGAAACAAAAUCAAAACGAGUCGCUCUGAUGGAUGCUCCAGGACACAAGGAUUUUGUUCCACAAGUUAUUGGUGGCGCAACUCAAGCUGAUGCUGCUCUCCUGGUUAUCAACGCUACUCGAGGUGAAUUCGAAACUGGAAUUGGUGCUGGAGGUCAGACAAGAGAACAUGCUCGAUUGGCUCGUUUAUUAGGUGUUUCUCGUUUAAUUGUUGCUGUAAAUAAAAUGGAUACAGUAGAAUGGUGUCAAUCACGAUUUAAUGAAAUUCAGGCGCAAAUAUCUAGUUUUCUAAAAUCUAUGAAUUUCUCCGGAGUUGUAUAUUGUCCAGUGUCUGGGUUGGUUGGAGUUAACUUAGUACCUCGAAAUUCGUCCAGUAGUAAUAAUGGUAGUAGCAAAAAUACUUCAGAGACAAGUUCUAACCUGUUUACAUGGUAUACUGGACCCUCUCUACUGGAAUUUAUUGAUUCAAUUCCAUCACCUGAGAGAACUGUUGACGGACCGUUUCGUUUUGUUGUCAGUGAUAUAUUUAAACCUGCUGGUUCUAGUGUACCAAUGGUUGCUGGACGAGUUAUCUCUGGAGCUGUUUCUGGUGGUGUAAAUAUACCUACAAGUAAAGUUAUUUGUUUACCAAGUGAUGUAAGAACUAGUGUAAAAUCUAUUCGAUCAUUGUGUAAUACUCGUACUGAUCAAAAUGAUCAAAAUGAAGGUGAUCUAGGAGGUAAAUUAUUAGAUCAAGUUGUUAAAUUUGCUUUUGCUGGUGAUCAAGUGGCGUUAAUGUUAACCGAUAUCGAUCCAUUUCAAACUCUUAUUCCUGGUGAUUUACUUACUGAUCCAGAUAAUCCAAUACAACCAUCGAUUUGUAUUUCAGCUAAACUAUUAGUAUUCUCUAUACAACAACCUAUAACUAAAGGUUAUCCUGUUAUAUAUUAUUAUAAUUGUGCCAGUAUAGCAGCUAAUAUCACUAAAUUAAAAUCAAUGACUUAUCGAGAAAAUAAAAUUGAGAAAGUUGUUCGAAAACCAAGAUGUCUUCUUGGUAAUUGUACAGCAAAUGUAGAGUUGACAUUUGAAAGACCGAUUUGUAUAGAAGUUUAUGAAAAAUGUAAACCACUUGGACGAUUUAUGCUACGUGUUAAUGGUGAAUCAAUCGCUGGUGGUACUGUAACAGCGAUAAUUCCGUCAAAAAAGAAUCGCCUUGUUGACCACCUAUAGAAAAGCAGAAAAAAACAAUUAAUUAUAUCGCUUGAAGAGAAACAAUCAAUCUGAUCAGUUUUCAUAUUCAAUGCUUUAAGCCAGAAUGUCUUUCAUUAUUAAUUCAAUGUUUAAACACACAGACUGUUGUUGUAUAAACACUGGAUAGUUCCUGUAUAGAUGAUGAUAUGUAUCAUAUUCCAUCCAUACUUAUGAUCGUGUUUUGAUUUCAAAAAAAUCUAUUGGGAUUUUAUAUUGUAUUAUGUGAAUGGUAGUUAUUAUUAUUAUUUUUUUCUGCAAUUAUCUUCACUUGUUGUCUAUUUAUGUAAAGAAAACAGAAGAAAAAAAAUGUAAUCAGUAUUGAUCUAAAUACUAUGAAAAAUUCUCUUUUUUUUUAUUGAAAAUUUAUUCACACAUUCUUAAC
This is a messenger RNA of Schistosoma turkestanicum, 3420 nucleotides long. NCBI's taxonomy places the organism in Eukaryota, Metazoa, Platyhelminthes, Trematoda, Strigeidida, Schistosomatidae. The record is from the annotation of a GenBank genome assembly.